AUUUCUGAAGCCCAGGUUCCACGCGGAGACGCGGGGCUUAGAACCCGGGCUGGGAGGGCGAGCCUGUGCGGGAGGGUCCGAUUCUUAGCCUGCCCUACGGAAGCCUGCGAGGGAGGGUGGUAUCCGCUCCCCAAAUCCAGUGUCCUGAUGCCCAGCGCCAACGCCAGCCGUAAGGGUCAAGAGAAGCCGCGGGAGAUCGUGGACGCGGCGGAAGAUUAUGCUAAAGAGAGAUAUGGGAUAUCCUCUAUGAUACAAUCACAAGAAAAGCCAGAUAGAGUUUUGGUUCGAGUUAAGGACCUGACAGUACAGAAAGCUGAUGAUGUUGUUUGGGUUCGUGCAAGAGUUCAUACAAGCAGAGCAAAAGGAAAGCAGUGCUUUUUAGUCCUGAGGCAGCAGCAGUUUAAUGUCCAGGCUCUUGUGGCGGUGGGAGACCAUGCAAGCAAGCAGAUGGUUAAAUUUGCUGCCAACAUCAACAAAGAAAGUAUUAUUGAUGUAGAAGGUGUUGUGAGAAAAGUAAAUCAGAAAAUUGGAAGCUGUACACAGCAGGAUGUUGAGUUGCAUGUCCAGAAGAUUUAUGUGAUUAGCUUGGCUGAACCUCGCCUGCCCUUGCAGCUGGAUGAUGCCGUUCGACCUGAAGUGGAAGGAGAGGAGGACGGAAGAGCUACCGUUAACCAGGAUACAAGAUUAGACAACAGAGUCAUUGACCUUAGGACAUCAACUAGUCAGGCCAUCUUCCGUCUCCAGUCUGGCAUCUGCCAUCUCUUCCGAGAAACUUUAAUUAACAAAGGUUUUGUGGAAAUCCAAACUCCUAAAAUUAUUUCAGGUAUGCUUCUUAAUGAUUCCUAUAAUUUAAAAAAAUUAAUUGCUCUUCCUAUGUGUUGCUUAUCCCUCACUUACCCAAGACCUAAAAUAUUGUGCUGUUUUUCUUUGGUUAACUUAACAGUUUUCAGAGCUGAAGACUCCAAUACCCAUAGACAUCUGACUGAAUUUGUUGGUUUGGAUAUUGAAAUGGCCUUUAAUUAUCAUUACCAUGAAGUUGUAGAAGAAAUUGCUGACACUUUGGUGCAAAUAUUCAAAGGACUUCAAGAAAGGUUUCAGACUGAAAUUCAAACUGUGAAUAAACAGUUCCCAUGUGAGCCGUUCAAAUUUUUGGAGCCAACUUUAAGACUGGAGUAUUGUGAGGCUUUGGCAAUGCUUAGAGAAGCUGGAGUUGAAAUGGACGAUGAGGAAGAUCUAAGUACACCAAAUGAAAAACUGUUGGGUCGUUUGGUGAAGGAAAAGUAUGAUACAGACUUUUAUGUUCUUGAUAAAUAUCCAUUGGCUGUAAGACCUUUCUAUACCAUGCCUGACCCAAGAAAUCCUAAACAGUCCAACUCUUACGAUAUGUUCAUGAGAGGAGAAGAAAUAUUGUCCGGAGCACAAAGAAUCCACGAUCCUCAGUUGCUUACAGAGAGAGCUUUACACCAUGGAAUUGAUUUGGAGAAAAUCAAAGCUUACAUUGAUUCCUUCCGCUUUGGAGCUCCUCCCCAUGCUGGUGGUGGCAUUGGGUUGGAAAGGGUGACGAUGCUGUUUUUAGGAUUGCAUAAUGUACGUCAGACCUCAAUGUUCCCUCGAGACCCCAAACGACUCACGCCUUAAGCCAUACUUUUUAUUCUCUCCAGGGACCUGCUGUUGAUUAGGUUAUACCUGGGGUACUUAAGACAUGCAGUAGAAUUAAUGUCUUACUAAAGUGCCACAAUUAUUUUUUAAGUAGCUCAGUACAAAUUAAGUAAAAACGUUUUAGAAUUUCAAAUAUGCUUAAGUAGGAAAUACUUGAACGUUUUAAUGAGAAAUUUCUAAGGUUGAAAUUCAUAGUCUUUCACUAUAGGAAAUGUUAAGGAAAAUUUAAACAGUUUAAGAUUAUAUAAUUUUUUUUCUUUUCUAUAUUGUGGUGGCCACCGUACUAAUAUUCUAAAUUUUCAAUAUUUGAACUUGACAUUGAAAAAGAAGAAUUGGAGAAAUUACCAAGAUUUUAACAUAUAUAAAAUUGGUAUGUCUUAAAAGUUACUUUCAAAAAUCAUGUGAAGCAUUUGCAAACUGGCUAAAAACAAUAACAUUGAAACAUUGUUAUCAGUUCUGAGGCUGAAAUUCAAUAAAAACUUAAAGCUAA
This is a messenger RNA of Mus pahari (shrew mouse), 2149 nucleotides long. It is a transcript of the gene Dars1, whose product is annotated as aspartyl-tRNA synthetase. NCBI's taxonomy places the organism in Eukaryota, Metazoa, Chordata, Mammalia, Rodentia, Muridae. The transcript has 15 exons. Gene Ontology annotation, biological process: aspartyl-tRNA aminoacylation. Gene Ontology annotation, cellular component: cytoplasm; aminoacyl-tRNA synthetase multienzyme complex; cytosol. The coding region runs from base 148 to 1638 and encodes 496 amino acids. Gene Ontology annotation, molecular function: aspartate-tRNA ligase activity; ATP binding; RNA binding. The record is from RefSeq and is a predicted model, not a curated record.